Molecule: messenger RNA, 1317 nt
Organism: Syzygium oleosum
Lineage: Eukaryota; Viridiplantae; Streptophyta; Magnoliopsida; Myrtales; Myrtaceae
Product: anaphase-promoting complex subunit 4-like
Exons: 6
Coding region: 954-1268 (104 amino acids)
Source: RefSeq, a predicted model, not a curated record
UCAUCUUAGUAUUGCCUUCAUGUACUCUAGCGGCUAAUUUUGUUGGCCUUUGCUAGGUUGUGCAAUCCAUUUAUAUAGAAUUAGAAUAUUAGGGUGUAAUGCAAUUUGGUCAUGCGUUAAAUGACAGAUUGAUAUUGUGUCAAGCCUAGUAUUAUUUUCAUGUGCUUCAGCGGCUGACUCAUGCUUUAAGGCAAUGUGACCAAAUUAGUCGCCAAAACUGAGGAUAUGAAUUAACGGACACCCGCCAAAGCCCUAAAGCUAGGAUCUUUCCUGCAAUAAUACCUACAGGUUCUCCCAAUUCUGUUUCAUGACUGGAACAGGAAAUACUUAAGAGCACUGCUCUUCCACUAGAUGAAGUUGACUCGAGUUAGGGUGGUUUGCUGGGCUACAACUGUGGUUAUUGUUGGUCCAGCACUAUUUUAAGUAACCACAUGAUAAGAAGGAUUGAAAUUGACGGGUUGAUUGUCGUUUCUCAUUGGAUUAGAAGGUCUCACAUUCCAAAAGAUCAAAUGCAAUUCCUUGCGCUUUUCUGCCUUGACAUUUCUUGUCAGGUUAGUAAGAUGUCUUACCCUCAUUAUUGUCUCGGAGAAAAAAUGCAGAGAGUCAGAGAAUUACUGCAGUUUGGAGGAUUUGGGGACACCGAAUAUUUGCAGAGGACACUUGCAAAGAAAUUUCAACAGAUGGAACGCAGUUUCAAGGAAGUUGCCCAGAUGCCUUUCUCUUCUAUUUCAAAAAAGAUACUUUGAUGACUCUGAAUUUGCUUCAGAUCAUAUUUCCUUCCAAAUACCUGACGAGUCUUUUUUAGAUGUAACAAAUUGUAUAGCAAUAGUGUGAGGACUUACCAAUGAUUUAAGCAAUGUGAAGCGGGGAAGACCUUUGGAAGGAUCUUGUUGUGCAUCCGUCCUGGUCACUGUUGUGUGGAUUUGGCUCUAUAUAAGGAACAUCAAAUUGUUAUGUUGCUAAAUAAGAUGAAUGAUACUCGCGAAAACUUGGGAGAUACCAGGAUGACGAUCUUGCUGGCCAGUGACCUUGCAUCUGUGCAUAUUGCAGGAACUGCUUGUGCAAAUAACUGGGAGUUGUACCAAUUGAAGGACCCUAUCUUGCGCCUGGAGAUGGAGAAUGAGAAGCUUCGCAGCAUUCCCCAUACUGUAGUUCCUCUCUUGUCAGUUAGUGCAAGUAGAGGUGUGGCUUGUGUUUUAGCUGCAAGAAUGCAGGCCCUGGUCUACAUACUGGACGAGGAUGAAGAUGAAAUUUCUGAUUCAGAAUGACGGUUUGUUCAAGAAUUUGUGGUGGUUAUGCCCGUGUCAUUCCAGUGGG